GCCGACGACUAACGAACGCCGCUCGGGGUGAGGGCACGCGGGGCAGGGAUGACCCCACCAACCAGAGAUCCGAAUGCGAGCCAUACUGAACGGACGUUAUUUUGCUCAUUUAUUUUUCUUUUCUCUAAAAUUCCUAGUUAUGUACUGUGUUUUGUUCUAUAUUUCCAAAUAAAAGUAUAGUGCAUUAUUAAACCAUUUUUAUUGGAGAAAACCACUACAAACAAUAACAAAGUGGUCCUUCGAGCCGGAUUUGAUGCUCCGUACACCAAAGAUGGUAAACACACGUAGUACUACAAGACGUGAAAAGGAAAGAAAAGAAGAAGAAGUUAAACAGACUUCAAUCCAGCAGCCGCAGACACCUGUAAAAGAUGAAGAACCCAAAAAACCGAUCGACAAGACUAUUAUUUUAGAAACGGGUAGUCAGAUAAAAUCCGUACAUUCCGAACAAAAAAAGAACGCGAAACCGCCAAGUCAUUGUUCUCGCAAAACCGGGAAACAGAGUUCUAAAAAGUCGUCAUCGUCGUCUAUUGUGGCACAAAGGAAGAAGCUGGAGCUGCAAGCAGCUGAAGCAAAAGCUCGCAUACAAAUGGACUUGAUAGACAAAAAACUACAAGUAGAUCUCGCCAACCUUGAUGAAUACAGUCCAUCUGAAAAUUCUGAACCGUCAGAACAAGACCAACAGUCAGUUAAAAGUGAUGUUGCUAGGUGGGUCGAGCGCAGCCAGCUGGAACUGGAGUCACAGCACGUCCCCGAGACUGGAAAUAACCCGGACGCGUCGUGUUCGUCGGCAGCAGUGGUCGCCGGCACCGAGUUGCCAGUUCAGGAGUUAGCCAGCGCACUAAAGGAAUUGGCCACCGUAUCUGCAUCCAACAAUAACCAAAACGCAAGAUUGCUGAGCCGCAUCAGCACUCCGAAGGAACUGCCUUUGUUCUACGGUGAACCAAUGGAGUGGUUACAAUUUAAACAAGCUUUCGAAGAAUCGACCAGAGUGUGUAGUUUCAGCGAUAUCGAAAAUAUGUGGCGUUUAAGAAAGUGCCUCCGUGGACCCGCCAAGGAAUCCGUAAAUGCGCUGCUUAUUAGUGGCACAUCAACUGAAACUCUGAUGUCAACACUGGAGUUACAAUUUGGAAAUCCGGAAUUAAUAAUAUCGCGCAUGUUAAUAGAAAUUAAAAAAUUACACGCGCUGCCACCAGAAUACCACAAAGAAAUAGUUACGUUUUCCGUGAAAAUAAAAAAUUACGUCACAGCUGUUCGUGCCUUAGGUCGCGGAGAGUACCUGCAAGAAAUGAGCAUAGUCGGCAUUAUCUUAUCUAAGCUACCUACGGUGUUGCUACCCAAGUGGAACGACUACAGUUACGCGCUAAUUAAAGAGAGAACUAAAUCUAAACUAGAUAUCCUCUCCGAGUUUCUCCACGAAGAAGCUAUGAAAGUGUCAACCUGCAGUGCAUCUCUUAUUCAAGUUCGAUCAGACUAUAAACGUAAAACCUAUAGUGAAAACAGUGACUAUAAACCGCAAACUAUUUUAGUUCAAAGUGCGCAUACGAACAGUAAUAAUAAGUGCCGCUUUUGUCGCGUAGGAACUCAUAAUUUACCAGAAUGCAAAAAGUUUAAAAAGUCACUACGCAAGGACCGUUGGCAGUAUGUAAAACGAUUCGGUUUGUGUUAUAAGUGUUUAUUAUCGCACCAUGAUAGACAAUCGUGCACGGCCGCCGUUUGCGACGUGGAGGGGUGCGGGCAAGCGCACCACCGGCUACUGCAUUACGUAUCGGGUCAAAGUUCACGUUCGACUCCUUAUAACGUCGUAGAAGUAUCGGAUACUAGUGCUCAAACAGAAACUGUUACGCAUAUAAACGUUAAUCAUCGCGAAGUGCUAUUAAAAGUCGUGCCGAUAUAUCUUCAUGGACCUAACGGUAAAAUAAAAACGACCUGUAUGCUUGAUGAUGGAAGCAGCGUGUCUUUCAUAAGCACGGAACUCGCGGAGCGCGCGGGGCUGCGCGGGCGCAGACAGUGUUUAAAUGUUCGCGGCGCUUGGGUCAAUUCAGAACUAAAGUGCGAAACACAGCUGAUCGAUUGCUCGAUAUCUAAUAGUGACGGGACAAUGCUCAACUUAACCGCGCGUAGUGCAAGCAAUCUGGACUUACCUGUACAAAACCUUGGACUUGUUAAGUGCGGUAAUUUCAAGUACCUAGACCGUAUAAAAAACUAUUUGUGUGCUGAAAAUCAGAAACCUGAAAUUCUUAUUGGACAAGACAACUACCACUUGCAUGUGCCGCUCGAGGUCGUAGAGGGCGGUCAAAAUGAACCCUACGCGACUCGUACUCCGCUUGGCUGGUGCGUGCAUGGUCCAUGUCAACGUGCAACUGUAAUGAAACAAAGGGAAACACACACUUCAUUACAUCUUAGUCAUAACUAUGAGCAAGAUAUUUCAACUGAGAAUAAUCAAAUUCUACGUGAACUGCAAGAAGAUAUGCGUCGAUCUUUCUCCAUCGAUUCAAUGGGCGUAUCUGCUAAACCUCGGCAGAACUCGGAGGACGUACUGGCCCAGGAGCACCUGGAACAAACCUCUGAACUUAUCGAUGGCCAGUGGCAAGUCGGCUUACCUUGGAAGGAUCCUUACUGUGUCACCGUCGACUCAUAUCCAAAUGCGUUAUCACGACUGAAAGGAGUUGAGCUAAAAAUGAAAAGGAGUGAAGAGUAUGCACGAAGGUAUAAAGAACGCAUACAACAUUUGUUAGACAAUAAAUACGCUGAGAAACUGAAUAAUCCAGUCACAUCUACUAGAACGUGGUACUUACCUACUCAUGGCGUGGAUAAUCCAAAUAAGAAGAACCUCCGUUUAGUUUUUGAUGGAUCAGCUAAAACAAAAGGGUUUAGUCUAAAUAGCUACCUAUAUAAAGGUCCCGACCUACUAGUACCAUUAAUAGGAAUCAUGUGGCGAUUCCGCGAAAACAAGGUCGCGAUCUCUGGCGAUAUCAAGGACAUGUUUCUCAGAGUUAAAAUAAAACCCGAAGAUCAGCAAGCCUUACGCUUUCUAUACAGAGAUAAGCCCGAAGAUCCUAUAGAUACUUACCAGAUGACGUCACUCAUUUUUGGAGCAAAUUGUGCGCCGUUCAUAGCACAAUUCAUCAAAAAUAAAAAUGUGCGACGCUUCGAAUCUACAUAUCCAGAGGCGGCUAAUGCUAUAUACACGCAACACUACGUCGACGACUACAUCGACAGCUUACCUGAUGAAGAAACUGCAAUAAAGCUAGUCCGUGACGUCACCUAUAUACAUGCGCGAGGCGAUUUUCAUAUACGCAAUUGGAAUAGCAACAGUCAAACCGUCAUUAAUAGCAUUCCAAAAGAGACUCUCGGUAACAGCGCAGUAAGGUUCAAAGUUGGACAACAGUAUGAGGGCGAGCGAACACUUGGAUUGUUGUGGGAUCCCAAUGAAGAUACGCUCAGGUUCGAUGUCUCGCUGAAAAAGUUAUCUGAAAAUAUAAUCAACGGGAAUGAAAGGCCUACGAAAAGGGACAUUUUACGAGUAGUAAUGUCGAUUUUUGACGUGUUUGGAUUUUUAGCGUCUUUUACCAUAAAUGGAAGAUUAAUUGUUCAGUUAACGUGGCAUUUACACGUAACUUGGGAUGAACAAGUACCUGACGUCGUCUACGAAAAAUGGCUCAAAUGGAUUAAUCAAUUAAAAUUAAUGCGAAAAAUACGUCUACCAAGAUAUUAUCCUCAUGCCGCUGCAAGUGCGAAAGAGAUACUCACAGAGUCUUCAAGUGCGAGCGAGAUAGUAACAGAUACCGUGAGUGCGAGCGGGAUGCGGCUAGUACCUGUUAUCAGUGCAGCGGGCGGCGAUGCGCCUGCACAGAAACAAGAUUUAUUAACUAUCAAUAGUUAUAAAGAUCUACAACUUCAUUUAUUUUGCGACUCGUCGAUGAAAGUUAUGUGCGCAGUAGCAUAUUGGCGUUGGCAAGAAAACAACAUAGUUCGCACGGCAUUCAUUUCCAGUAAAUGUCGUGUUGCAGGCCUGAAUAAAUCGACUGUGCCCCGAUUGGAACUGAAUUCCGCAGUCAUGGCAGCACGAUUGGCUGAAACGAUAAUUAAGGAACAUAGAAUAAAACCAGAUCGUCGUAUAUUUUGGUGUGACGCCACAGUGGUUCUGUACUGGAUACGAAACAACGCGCGUACAUACAAACCUUAUAUCGCGAACCGGCUUGGUGAAAUAGAUGAUUUAACGCACGCGAGCGAGUGGAGAUAUGUACCUACGCACCUAAAUGUCGCCGAUAUACCUACCAGAGAAGCAUACGACCGUUGUGAGUUGCCUACCGAGUGGAUCCAAGGACCUGCAUUUUUACAAAAAAGUGAGAACGAGUGGCCACAAAAUAUUUUGAACGCCGAAGUAAACAAUGACGAUUUAGAAUGUGUUAUGACAAUGACGUCAUGCAAUAAGGAAAACAUAUGUAUACCUGAGCCUACAAGGUUUUCAUCGUGGUUACGAUUACUCAGGGCUACUCUUAUGAUGUUAAAGUUUAUAAACAAAUGUAGACAUAUAAAUGAAGAGGACAGCGCUGUGAUGGAGAAAGCUGAAAGGUUACUUAUAAAAUAUUCUCAAGCGCAGACGUUCUCUGAAGAAAUCCUGAAACUGAAAAAUGGAUUAACCUUACCUAAAACAAGUAAAUUACUUACCUUAUCGCCAUACCUUGACGAACACGAAGUCCUACGUCUCGGUGGCCGCAUCGACGCCGCUGCUGAAGUCGGACCUGAAAUAAAACGACCUUCGAUUUUGGACGGACGAGACUACAUAGCAAGGCUGCUGGUGAAGCAUCAUCACGUUCUCGCAGCCCACGGGAACCAGGAAACUGUCGUAAACAACCUGAAACAAAGGCAUUGGAUAUUAAGAUUACGACCGACAGUUAAAAAUGUUACAAAAAAGUGCAUGCUAUGUAGAAUUAGAAAAUGUAAACAAGAAAUCCCACGAAUGGGAGACUUACCGCCUGCCCGCGUUGCUCAUCAUCAGCGCGCCUUUACUUACACUGGCGCUGACCUAUUCGGCCCUCUAGAAGUAACUGUGGGAAGAGGAAAACAAAAGAGGUACGGAGUUUUGUUUACAUGUUUAACAGUGAGGGCAGUGCACAUCGAAGUAGUCAACUCACUUACCUCCGACUCAUUUAUAAUGGCUCUUAGACGAAUGGGAGCACGACGUGGUUGGCCGCAGUACCUAUACUCAGAUAAUGGUACCAACCUUCGAGGAGCUGAUGCAGAACUGCGAAAGUCUAUCCAGGAGUUGGACCAGGAGUACCUGAAGCGUGAGUCAUUGAACUAUGGGACUAAAUGGAUAUUUAUCCCACCUGGAAGUCCACAUUGGGGUGGAGCGUGGGAAAGGCAGAUCAGAACUGUUAAGGGGUGCAUGAAGGUCGUGCUGAAAGAGAGAGCCCCCCGAGAAGAGACUUUGUGUACAUUUUUGGCAGAGGUCGAAAGUAUAGUUAACAGCCGGCCGCUUACGCACGUCUCCGUAGAACCUGGAAGCACAGAAACUUUAACGCCUAACCAUUUUCUUCUUGGUUCUUCUUCCGUCUUACCUCACCUUGGCGUCUUUAAUGACUCUGAUUAUUUUCUGAAAAAGCAGUGGAGAAUCGCCCAACGACUGGCUGACUUAUAUUGGAGAAGAUGGGUGAAAGAAAUCCUCCCAGACCUGCUACCACGUAAAAAAUGGACACAAGAAGUGAGGCCCUUACAAGUGGGAGACCUCGUCCUGAUUGUAGACCCUGAUGGUCCUCGAUGCGCUUGGCCAAAAGGUUUAGUAGAACAGCUGAUGCCAGGCAAAGAUGGCCGAGUAAGAGCCGUUAGAAUUAAAACCAAAAGUGGUGUACUUACCCGAUCGGCUGCACGCGUAGCCCGUAUACCAAUAGAUGGUGAGUGCUGCUAAGCAGCACUGGGGUGGAGGAUGUUGCCGACGACUAACGAACGCCGCUCGGGGUGAGGGCACGCGGGGCAGGGAUGACCCCACCAACCAGAGAUCCGAAUGCGAGCCAUACUGAACGGACGUUAUUUUGCUCAUUUAUUUUUCUUUUCAAUAAAAUUCCUAGUUAUGUACUGUGUUUUGUUCUAUAUUUCCAAAUAAAAGUAUAGUGCAUUAUUAAA
Molecule: messenger RNA, 6126 nt
Organism: Cydia pomonella (codling moth)
Lineage: Eukaryota; Metazoa; Arthropoda; Insecta; Lepidoptera; Tortricidae
Exons: 1
Coding region: 254-5911 (1885 amino acids)
Biological process (GO): DNA integration
Molecular function (GO): nucleic acid binding
Source: RefSeq, a predicted model, not a curated record